AUGGCCGCAGUCUCAACCAGCGCGACUGGUUCGAGCAGUGGCUUCAUUUUCGAAGAUAGAUGGAACAGUGGUCUAGUAGUCAUUGUGGCUGCUGAGAACGAGCCCCAAGAUUUCAUGCAUGAUUGCCGCGUCGAAGGAUUUAAUCCAAUCUUCCUGGCACUUCCGAUAGAAGUUGAUGGAAUUAAGAACCCCUUCUACUCCUCAACUCGACAGUAUCAGGAAUACACCCAGACAUUAAACGCCAUGAAGGAAGGUUUGCACUAUGAACAAACUUAUGCGGUAAUCGGUAUGUUUCAAUCUGAACCGCAAAUUGACGCCGGGUUUCAAGAAGACUCAUUCUUUGUAGCAUUUGGUGCUGCUGCCAACGUUUGUCUGAAUCACUUUGUGCAGUUAAGGAGAGGAGAUAGGUUGUGCGCACUUGUUGCAUACUAUCCUACUGCGGUCCCUGACAAUACUCGCGAUAUGUUCCCAUCAUCCACGCAUGUCAUAAUUCAUGUGGCAGGGUCAAGUAUCAAUAUUCUGGGACUGCCCAAAACAAAACACAUCGAUCCUGGUGUUGGGACCGGUGAGCGCUUGAACUGGGCUUACCCAGCUUACACAUAUCGGGCAGCCCCUGGGUUUGCCGAAGAGGAGAGAAGGCAAUUUGAUGUUGCGUCAGCAAAUCUCGCAUGGACUCGGACGCUGCAGGCUUUGCGAAAGGGCUUCAACAAAAUAUUUGACGAACAGUUUGAAAGACUGGUGGAUACAUAUCAAGAAGCCACAUUCUUUAGCACAGACCGUGCUAAAGAAGAGGAUGUAAUUGAGCAUACCAGGCCAGAAACGGUCAGCUGCGUGCCCACUAUGAGUGGCGGAAUUGGGCCGAAGGCUUUGAGACAGUUCUACAGCAACUAUUUUGUCUAUCCCCCGGGCAUGGAACUUGUUCUACUUUCACGAACUAUUGGGGUAGAUCGUGUGGUAGAUGAGCUAUAUGCUACUUUCGACCACAGUACAGAAAUACCAUGGAUACUCCCAGGUGUACCUCCCACCAACAAGCAUGUCAAAAUCAUGAUUGUUAGUAUCUUCACUAUCCGUGGAGACAAACUAUCUUCUGAGCACAUGUACUGGGAUCAGGCUAGCGUGCUCUUGCAGGUUGGUCUUCUGGAUCCGAAACUGAUUCCUAGCACUGCAAUCGGAGUGGAUCACUUGCCAGUUCUUGGCGGUAAAGCUGCUAAGCGCAUUUUCAAUGAGGAUUUCCAAGCACAGAGAAGAGCAAAAACAAAGACACUUAAAGAGCAGAAAAUUUGGGCCCAUUUGGUGGAUGAUUCCUUCUUUGAGACUGAAUGUGUGGCUGACCAGUCAGUUGACGUUGAAAUGAUGCUUAAAAAUGAGGACAUGGAGCAGUCAGAGAGAACAAAGUCUACUUCAUCUUUGAAAGCCAAAGAGAAAGCACGUGCUGUUUACAUCGAGGAGGAUGACGAGCUGUGGGUCCAAUCAAUGCCGGAUGAAUGA
This is a messenger RNA of Penicillium taxi, 1488 nucleotides long. Its product is annotated as dienelactone hydrolase. The record is from RefSeq and is a predicted model, not a curated record. Bases 1 to 1488 code for a protein of 495 amino acids. Gene Ontology annotation, biological process: polyketide metabolic process. The transcript has 4 exons. NCBI's taxonomy places the organism in Eukaryota, Fungi, Ascomycota, Eurotiomycetes, Eurotiales, Aspergillaceae.